AACUACCUCAGUAGUCUGGCCUAUGGGGCUGCCUUCCAUAAUGAUCUGUGGUUCGCCCUUGGAAACCAAUCCAUUAAAGAGAACAAGCCCAGGAGUGACGUGAAGUACAUCAUGGACACGUGGACGCUUCAGAUGAAUUACCCGCUCGUGACUGUCACCAAAAAUGGCGCCAAUGGCCUAAAGGCGACACAGAAACGAUACCUGAUAGACUACAACGCCGUAGAUCCGGGUACAUAUCCCUCACCGUACAAUUACCGCUGGGAAAUCCCCUUCACGUACACCACAUCUACAAGUCCUAGGUUUGACCAGACGGACGCCGAUGUUAAGUGGAUGCGUAAAGACUCGGACACAAUUUACAUUGACAACGCUGUAACCAGCAGUGACACGUGGUUCAUGGCCAAUAUGAAACAGUAUGGGUACUACCGUGUUAACUACGACUCGGAGAACUGGGCGGCACUCGUAAACCAACUCAAAACCGACCCUCGGGUGAUUGACCCGGUCAACAGAGCACAGAUUAUCAACGACGCAUGGAACCUAGCAAAAUCGGGCGACCUACCCAUAGAGACGGCCCUCAGUACGGUGGAGUACCUAGACAUGGAACCGGAGUAUAUAGUGUGGGAAUCGGCCGUCGGGGAGCUGGGAUACGUGAAGUCGAUGUUGGAGAGGACAGAGUUAUACGGCUCAUUUAGUAAAUUUAUGGAAAAUAAAGUACGAGAUCCUUUUACGAGAACAACAUUAAAUAAUACAGGUGCCUCCCACUUGGAAUCAUAUUUCCGGGCGACGCUGGCUUCCCAAGCAUGCGGUUACGGUAUCGACCAGUGUGUCACCGAAUCUAGACAGUUGUUCGCUUCAUGGUUACAACAUCCGGACGCACCAAACCCUAUCGAUGCCUCACUGAGGGGGACAGUGUACUGUACGGCCAUCGCUCACGGCGGGGUGGAGGAGUGGGACUUCGCCUAUCGUAUGUUCAAGGCCUCCAAUGUGGCAGGGGAACAGUCCCGACUCAUGGGCGCUCUAGCAUGUAGCAAGGAGACGUGGGUCCUUAGCAGAUAUUUAGUAUACGCCAUAUCGCCCGACAAAAUCCGGAAACAGGAUACCACUAGUGUUAUCUCUUAUAUAUCUAAUAACCCCAUCGGGAGGGCUCUCGCCUGGGAUUUCGUCCGGGGAAAUUGGGAUUUCCUAAUGAACGAGUAUGGAGGAGGCUCAUUUUUCUUCAGUAACCUUGUAUCUGGUCUAAGUAGAAAAUUCAACACUGUUUUUGAAAUUGAGCAGCUCAAUAACUUCCUGGAGAAGAAUCCUGAUAUGGGGUCAGGCACGCGAGCCUUCAAUCAGGCCAUCGAGAAAACCGCCAGCAACGUCAAAUGGAUGAGCGAGAACUACGGCAAAGUCCAGGCAUGGCUACGAAGUCAAGGCUACUGAACCGAAAGGUCAGGCAGUCAAGCUGGAGACGGUCAAAUGAGGAAGCAGCGAGUACCAUAUUGAAAGCCUAGACAACGAACUACGGGUUCAUUGAAAUCACAGGAAAUCUUGGACCUGCAUCAGUCCCGUGGUCUAAUAUUAUGCUAUACCUUUUAUAAGCUUCACUAGUGUGAACUGGUAUAAUGAAGUGGUAAAAGGUAGAGUUAAAUAGUAUAACAAUGGGACUUGUGCGCAUCUAGGAAAAAGCAAUGUAACGCUAUUGGCUGGUAGGAUGAGAUGUAGAAUAAGGCUAGCCAGUGUAGGGAUCACAUGGUACUUGGGCUUGUUACCAGUUGUAUCUAAAUCAGUGGAACAAGUGAAACAAAUGAAAAGUUGAAGUCCCGUUCAGUAACUCUAACGGUAUUUUACAAUAACGGUAUUUUACAAUAACGAUGAUGUACAAUAACGGUGAUGUACAAUAACGGUAUUUUACAAUACCGGUGAUGUACAAUAACGGUAUUUUACAAUACCGGUGAUGUGCAAUAACGGUGAUGUACAAUAACGAUGAUGUACAAUAACGGAUUUUACAAUAACGAUGAUGUACAAUAACGAUGAUGUACAAUAACGGUGAUGUACAAUAACGGUAUUUUACAAUACCGGUGAUGUACAAUAACGAUGAUGUUCAAUAACGGUGAUGUACAAUAACGGUAUUUUAUAAUAACGAUGAUGUACAAUAACGGUGAUGUACAAUAAAGGUGAUGUUCAAUAACGAUGAUGUACAAUAACGGUAUUUUACAAUAACAUAGAUGUACAAUAACGAUGAUGU
Mizuhopecten yessoensis (Yesso scallop) is the source of this 2224-nucleotide messenger RNA. Its product is annotated as aminopeptidase N-like. Gene Ontology annotation, cellular component: cytoplasm. Gene Ontology annotation, molecular function: peptide binding; zinc ion binding; metalloaminopeptidase activity. NCBI's taxonomy places the organism in Eukaryota, Metazoa, Mollusca, Bivalvia, Pectinida, Pectinidae. The record is from RefSeq and is a predicted model, not a curated record. The annotation marks the transcript as partial. Gene Ontology annotation, biological process: peptide catabolic process; proteolysis. The transcript has 12 exons.